This is a messenger RNA of Phytophthora sojae, 3045 nucleotides long. RefSeq lists its product as hypothetical. Gene Ontology annotation, cellular component: membrane. The record is from RefSeq and is a predicted model, not a curated record. The coding region runs from base 47 to 2287 and encodes 746 amino acids. The transcript has a single exon. Gene Ontology annotation, biological process: transmembrane transport. Lineage: Eukaryota; Oomycota; Peronosporomycetes; Peronosporales; Peronosporaceae. Gene Ontology annotation, molecular function: ABC-type transporter activity; ATP binding; ATP hydrolysis activity.
UGACGUUUGCGUGUACGCGGGUGAAGACUACUGCUCUCAGUACAACAUGACCAUGGGCGAGUAUUCGUUGUCGCUGUACGACGUGCCGUCGGAUAGGGCGUGGGUCUGGGCCGGAGUGGCGUUUCUGAUGUUCGCGUACGUCUUCUUCAUGGGUCUCGGGAGCUACGUGCUUGAGAACAAACGCUACGACGCUGCUGUCGCGGCCGUGGCAGUGGUUACAAGCAUCGUCGAAAACGCCAAGGUGGAUGAAGAGAAGCAGAACGAUAGUGCAGUGAGCUAUGCGCUGGCCUCGACUCCUAGAGCUGCAUCCAACGCAUUCUCGUCAGACGAAUGCUCAGGCGGAGUCGUCGUCCUGGACUUCCACGAGGAGCACGACAAAAUGUUCGUCCCCGUCACCUUGGCGUUCAAAGAUUUAUGGUACUCGGUCCCCAAUCCGAGCAACAAAGAUGAAUCGAUUGACCUGCUCAAGGGCAUCAGCGGAUACGCUCUCCCUGGUACCAUGACGGCGCUCAUGGGGUCGUCGGGUGCUGGUAAAACAACCUUGAUGGACGUGAUCGCUGGCCGCAAGACUGGAGGCACCAUCCAGGGCGAAAUUCUUCUCAACGGAUACCCCGCGACUGAGCUGGCCAUUCGACGAUGCACAGGAUACUGCGAGCAGCAGGACAUCCACUCGGAGGGGGCCACCAUCCGAGAGGCGCUCACGUUCAGCGCCUUCUUGCGCCAGGACAGUAGUGUAUCGGAGCGUGCCAAGUUGACGACCGUGGAGGAGUGUCUGGACUUGCUGGAUCUGCGCCCCAUUGCCGACCAGAUCAUCCGCGGUCGAUCGCAGGAACAAAUGAAGCGACUCACCAUCGGCGUCGAACUCGCGGCGCAACCGAGCGUGCUGUUCCUGGACGAACCCACCAGCGGCCUGGACGCUCACUCGGCCAAGGUGAUCAUGGACGGCGUGCGGAAGGUGGCGGACAGCGGCCGCACCGUUGUGUGCACGAUCCACCAGCCUUCGUCCGACGUCUUCUUCCUGUUCAACAGCCUGUUGCUGCUGAAGCGCGGCGGCGAGACGGUGUUCUUCGGUGAGCUGGACAACGCGCAGCCCGACGACCGCGAGUGCGGCCACCUGAUCGACUACUUCGAGGCGAUCCCGGAGGUGGCGCGUUUGCCCGAGGGCCAGAACCCGGCGACGUGGAUGUUGGAGUGUAUCGGUGCUGGUGUCGCAGCUGCUACUGAACGCUCGACUUUGAAUCCUUCAGCGAGCGUUGACUUCGUUCAACACUUCCGUGUGAGCCCUGAGCAGCAGGCUUUACUUGGUGGCCUGGGCCAACCUGGUGUCGCUAUCCCUGUACCCGGCCAACAUGGAGAACUCAAGUUUAGCAAGAAGCGAGCCGCUACUGCCGCCACACAGUUGCGUGUAUUGGUCGGUCGGUUCCUGACCAUGUACUGGCGCACGCCGUCGUACAACUUGACCCGCUUCAUCGUCGCUGUUGGACUGGGGUCCGUGUUUGGCUUAGUCUUGGUGAACGGGGAGUACACGACGUACCAAGGUCUCAACGCUGCGGUGGGCGUCAUCUUCAUGACCACGCAGUACAAUGGUAUCGCUGCCUAUGUUGGAACGCUACCGUUCACGGGCCAUGAACGUGAAUCGUAUUUCAGAGAGCGCGCGUCGCAGACGUACGCAGCGCUCUGGUUCUUCGUUGGCGCCACCGUGGCGGAAAUCCCGUACGUCUUCUUCAGCGGCUUCCUCUUCACGAUCAUCUUCUGCCCGCUGAUAGGUUUCACGUCGUUCGUCACCGGGGUGCUCUACUGGAUCAACCUGUCGCUCUUCGUGCUCAUGCAGACGUACCUCGGCCAGCUGCUCGUGUACGCCUUACCAAGCGUGGAGGUCGCGGUGAUUGUCGGCGUCCUCGUCAACGCGACGUUCCUGUUGUUCUCCGGGUUCAAUCCACCGGCCGGAUCCAUCCCGGCAGGCUACCGGUGGCUCUACCACUGCACGCCGCACCGCUACUCGCUGUCUGUGCUGGUGUCGAUCCUGUACGGCGACUGCCCAGUGGAGCCCACGUACGACGAGGCCACGCAGUCGUUCAUUAAUGUCGGCCCGCAGCUCGGAUGCCAGCCGCUGGAGGGAACGCCUAUGUCCAUCGGCCACACCACCGUCAAGGGCUACGUGGAGGAGGUCUUCAACAUGAAGCACGACGAGAUCUGGGCGAACUUCGGCUGCGUCUUCGUGUUCCUGGCCGUCUUCCGCGUGCUGUCGCUGCUGGCGAUCCGAUACGUCAACCACCAGAAGAGGUGAGGUGGCACCCACCGCAUGAAUCCAAUAUAUAUAAAUACAUUUUGGCAGUCUUUCAAUACUACGAACGAAAGGGAAGUGUUGAAGUUUUGAAGUUUUUACGAAAGCACAGCAACAACCACAGGGCCCACGCAAUGAAAGAAACAAAGUCAAUUGAUACGUAGUGAGCAGUGCCCAAGUCGUCUAGGCCGAGGCAGGGGUUCAUACCAGCUCGAGUUUAGCUGGUAUCGGGUAUCUCGGCCUUCUGACGAAGCUGAUAUCAGCGAUACUGAUACUAAUAUCAAUAUCAUAUCAAUAUAUUGAUACAUAUAUUGAUAAAAAUGGUACAUGUACCUGCAGUAAUUUGGCUGAUGUCGCCGUCUCCUAUUCUUUUGCAGCACUUCCUUGUACUCGGACCAAUUAGCCUUCAUCAAGCACAUCGUCUCCGCCCGGUCGUUAUCAAGCUGGGUUCGCAACUCGUUCUCCACAUAGCCACUAACACUGACACAUCGCUCUUGGCACACGGUAGAUAGGGGUUUGGCGAGACAGAUUCUCAAGCUUAUUUUCAACCGAAAAGGGAUGAUCCUUGUGAGCUCUAAGCAUGUGCUUCCUGGGGUUAGCAGUCGUCUGUUGCCGCAUUAAGACCAGAAGAGGUCGGGUCCUUGCUUUUUUGUGUGCUGCGCACACGAGACAGAUGUGGGUGAACGAGCUGCUUUUCUUCUUUGUGUCAGGAAUCGGAGUAACAAGUAUUCGCUUUCGUUUUAAGUUGAGGUACAUUACAG